Pochonia chlamydosporia 170 is the source of this 2091-nucleotide messenger RNA. Its product is annotated as restless-like transposase. Lineage: Eukaryota; Fungi; Ascomycota; Sordariomycetes; Hypocreales; Clavicipitaceae. The record is from RefSeq and is a predicted model, not a curated record. Bases 1 to 2091 code for a protein of 696 amino acids. Gene Ontology annotation, molecular function: protein dimerization activity. The transcript has 2 exons.
AUGCCGAAGCCCAAGACAUCAGACUUCUCUGCCGUUGGUACACAGAACAUCGAGAAGCAUCUAUUUAGGGAGCACAGACUUGUAGACGAGUCGGGGAAGAGGCAGCCUGCGACUGGGAAUUGGCUGAAGGAGAAGACCCCUUCAAGAAAUAUCGUCGAGAUGCUGAAUCUCGACGCUUCUGACCCUAAGGAGCAAUCCAUCGCCAACGCUCUGAUUCAACGCUUCGACAAAAGCCAUUUUCAGAGGCUGCUUCUGGAGUGGGUAGUCGAUGCCAACAUCUCCUUCCGCCAACCCGAGCACUCUAGGCUUCGGCGCAUAUUUGAAUACCUUAACCCAUCGGUUGCAGCGACAAAUGCACAUAUCUCCCACGAUACUGUUCGAAGGCGAAUUGUCGACCUUCAUCUCCAACAAAAGUCACGCAUAGUGGACCACCUGAAGAGCUUCCCAGGUCAGAUCCAUAUUGCAUUUGAUGGCUGGCGUUCAAGGAACCGGCAUGCUCUCUAUGGGAUUGUCUGUUUUUAUGUUGAUAAAAAUGGUGCCCCUUCCAAGCUCGUCCUAGGCCUGCCAGAGCUGAAGGUUUCGCACUCCGGAGAGAACAUUGCGGCUCAGAUCCUCGAGAUCCUAGAGAGCUAUGAGAUACUCGACCGGGUGGGGUAUAUUACGCUUGACAAUGCCGGCAAUAUGGACACUGCAACGGAACAGAUUGCAGAGGCGCUGGGUAUUGAUCCGAAGAAGCGCAGGGUGAGAUGCUUCGGCCACGUCCUCAAUUUGGUGGUUAAGGCUCUAUUGUUUGGGCACAAGGCCGAGGCAUUGGAAGCAGAGGUGGAUGGGGGACCUGGUGUAGAUGCGGCCCAACACGAAAUCUGGCGAAAGAAGGGGCCGGUCGGAAAACUCCACAAUCUGGUCCACUGGAUCCAUCGAUCCGACAAGCUGACAUACCAUCUCCGUGCGCUGCAGGAGGAGUUCUUUCAGCAUUCAGACAACCUGAAAAUUCAAGCAAAGAAGCCUGUUGAUGUUGUCCUCGAUAACCAAACUCGUUGGCUGUCGACUCUCUACAUGAUCCGGCGCGGUCUCAUGUUGCGACCGUUUCUCGAAGACCUAGUUGAGAAGGUCACGCUGGAAUUCAGAAAGGGUUGUCGCAAUGGGGUGAGAAGGAGGGAAGAGAUACCCCUCUGUCUCCGAGAGGAGAGUCUCCUGAGCGAGAAAGAUUGGAAAGUCAUUGAGUUAAUGGACAAGGUGCUCCUUGAUUUCGAGGAGGCACUCCGGAUGCUUGAAGGCGACGCCCAGAGCCGGGGUGCGCAAAGGCGGCCGUAUCGAGGCAUACGUCUAGAAGAGUGGAAAGCAACAGCAGCAAACUACCCAGACCCUGAACACGUCAAGAUAAACAUCAACCUAGGGUGGGACAAGUUGAACGAGUACUAUACAAAGCUGGACGAGACGCCGGCAUACUAUGCUGCCGCCAUUCUAAAUCCGGUCUCUCGUUGGGCAUAUUUCGAGAAUUCCUGGACCAACAAAGCACAGCUGCUGUGGCUUCAGGAGGCGAAGAGAACGGUAAGGAAGUUAUGGGACGAAGAGUACAAAACACUACCGAUACUUACGAUGCCCGAUGAAGAGCCUCCGCUGAAGCGUUUAAAGGUAAUGAGUGCACUUGAGAGACAUCGAGCUUACCGGACCUCGUCGCUGUCAGGCAGGUCUUCAUCUUUGGAAAACUCGCAGAACGUAGACCAUGAUGAAUAUGACCACUGGCUGUCGAGCCCUGACGUUAAGAACGACCCUCUGGUCACUGAUGUCGUACAAUAUUGGUGGGGGAGACGGAAAGAUUACCCUCGGCUGUCGCGAAUGGCUCUCGACUUGCUAUCAGUGCCACCUAUGUCCGCGGAGUGCGAGCGUUUGUUUAGUGUUGCUGGGCAAAUGGUUUCACCGCUGCGGACACGAUUGGAAGCUAGCACGAUAGGGAUAACACAAACACUUAGGUCGUGGGUGCGCAAUGGCCUAAUCGACGCAGCGGAUACGUUGAUUGAUGUAUCAGGAGAGAUUGGGGAGAGUAUUAUAUGGCAGGCGGAGGAGGACGGCCGCGGUGCUUGGGAGUAG